Echinostoma caproni is the source of this 504-nucleotide messenger RNA. NCBI's taxonomy places the organism in Eukaryota, Metazoa, Platyhelminthes, Trematoda, Plagiorchiida, Echinostomatidae. The record is from the annotation of a GenBank genome assembly.
AUGGGAAAACACCUCCGCCGCGAGGAAGCAGAAUGGAUUGUCGGUCAGUUGUGUGAGAGCGUUCGACCAUUACACCCCCUUCUGCCGGAUUUGAUCGAGGCACAUAUUGUGCACGCAUUCGGUGCAUCCCCAACCAGUUUGCCCCCGGCAGAUUCCGCAUUCGCCUCACCCAGCCUGGUGACCGCGCUCAUUACCGAGCAAGAACUGAUGAACCAGUUCGGUCGAACCGAUGAGCUGGCUAUUGCGCGAAUCUGUGCUCCCGCACCCGAGCACUCUCACCCCGAUCCCCGAUCUGAUCUGUUCGUUCGUCCGGUCCCCACUGAUUUGACCCCGGCACUGCUGUUUCUCUACUACGCAUUGUUUGUAUACGAUUAUCAAUUAAAUCUUCGAAUCUCAACGAAUCGACGUAAGUUUUUUUUUUAUUCGUUGUCCGAUCCGUACGCAUAUCAUCAAAAUGUAACCGUCGAUUGUCUGAAUUAUUGGCACCAUUUCCCUGACCCUUAG